Messenger RNA from Pseudogymnoascus verrucosus, 1886 nucleotides. RefSeq lists its product as uncharacterized. NCBI's taxonomy places the organism in Eukaryota, Fungi, Ascomycota, Leotiomycetes, Thelebolales, Thelebolaceae. The transcript has 2 exons. The record is from RefSeq and is a predicted model, not a curated record. Bases 809 to 1582 code for a protein of 257 amino acids.
CAGACCUAGAGUGUACAGUACAGCAGCUGGGAGAACGGACAUCUUUACUAUCCUCGUAACUCUCUACCGCUCGAUAUUCAUUCCUCUUCUCUUCUUGCCGUCGUUACUUACUUUUCUACUCCAGUAUUCUCUACUCUCUACUCAACACUCCACUUCUACUACUACCGCCACCGCCGCUCGCUGCUGUACUGUACCCCCUCAAAGACCACAUACCUCCACAUUACCUCCACAUCCCUCUCCUUUUAGUCAUGGCGAUCCGUGUUUCGUGUGCAUGAACCAGAACCGAUCCUGCACAACACUGCACAAGUCAAAAAGAAGCUCUUGGCUGUCUUGCCAACACGGCUCUAGUCGACUACACACGACACCGCUCCACUUCCGUCCGACCACCCAAGCUCACUAAGUAAGCUCACCGCACAUCAACUACUAUUUCCGUCUUUCUCCUCCCUCCCUCACUCAAUAUUCUAUUUCUACCCUCAAACAACCCUCUCUCCUCCUCUCUCUCUCUGUACAUAUGUCCCUGUCAUCCGCCUCACUCCCCAUUCACGACCCAGUGAUUCAGUCUAUGGCCUCUCCCACAACCCUCUUCUCUCCCUCAAGUCCCGCCAAUACGAGGCUGUGCCCGUGGUGGAUCGGCGGUCAGAAAGCUUAAUACAGCCACUACCUCUUUUUGGUCGUACUCAGCUUGUGCAAGAGGCGGUCAUUGCGGAAUAAAAAUAAAUACAGUAAAUAUAUAUACAAAGCUCUCUCCCCAGGGACCGUCCCCUUGGUCCGACAUACACGUUGUGACACUCGCUUCACUUCCUUCGCCAUGGGAUUCCCGCCGUCAACUACUAGGGCGGUCUCGCCAGAGCAUGUGAAUUCCCACAACGACAACUUCGAUUCAGAUGACGACUCCGAGUACUAUUUCCACACAUAUGCUCCCCUCUCAUGCUUUCCCACGCCUCCGCCCUCAUCACACACCUCCAGCCCACCCUCGCCAUUCCCCGAUACCCCGUCCGACUGCUCGCUGGACACCAGUUUACGAGGCCCAGCAACCUACCUCUCAAACCUCAUCCCCUGCGCCGCCUCCCUACUCUCACCCUCCCCAUCACUCACCCACACACUCCUCACGCACGCAAACCUCCCUAUAGAAACCCUCGCACUAGCAGCCUGCAUCCUCGACUCCCUCACCCCCCGCUUCGCAACCCUCUGGCGCCGCUCCCUCCCGCUCUCCUCUCUCCCCGAGUCGUCCCAACACAUCGAUUCCGUGCGCCCCGAAGUCAUCAUCCUCGCGGCGCUGAUGAUAGCCCACAAAUUCCUCGACGACGCCGGAACGAGGACGAGGACUUAUAGCGAGGUUGUUGGCGAGGGGAGGUGGGGAGUGGAUAUGUUGAAUGUCACUGAGCGCUGCGUUUUGGAGAAUCUAGGCUGGAGAGUUGCCAGGUUAUGGAGGGGAGAGCUAAUUGAGGGCGCGGAGGAGGAUAUGAGGAGGGCGGGGAUGGUGUGGGAGAUGGCUGGGAAAAGGGUUAGUGGUGGUGCGAGGAUGAAGGGGGGACUGUUGACGCCUGUGGAGGGGGUGGUGGGGGAGGAUAUUGCUUGUUGAGCGGAGUCAGUGAGGAAUACCCGUUAGUUAUUGGUGGAGAUUGCUUUCGUUUUUGGCGUUUCAUGGGAGCGAUGUCGUUGAUUUGGAUUUGGAUUUUGGCGCAAACGGAUGCAUUUAUGGGCGCUGCUGGCUGGGUGAGAGCCAUGGUUUUAGCCCACGGGGAGUGGGAUUGGGAGCGAAGCAAAUUGUUGGUGGCAUUGAGGGAGGGAGUACUCAGCCGUUUGAUAUUAUGAUACCCUGGAACAUAGUACGUCGUAUACCUAGAGAGAGGAUGGAUGGAUGGAACCUAAUGAAUGGAUUAUCG